Messenger RNA from Oldenlandia corymbosa var. corymbosa, 1646 nucleotides. The record is from the annotation of a GenBank genome assembly. NCBI's taxonomy places the organism in Eukaryota, Viridiplantae, Streptophyta, Magnoliopsida, Gentianales, Rubiaceae.
AGAAUUUUCAAAUUCACAAAAUUAUUGAGUGAGACAUAAGUAAGCUAGCUAGCGAUUGAGAGAUCUCAAUACAACCUGUAGGAUCGAUAGAAAACCCUUUUUUACCUCAUAAGACUUAUUGUGCAUUGGUACAUACUAGUUCUACAUACAUUGUCUUAAUAGCAUUACCAAACCAUGAGGCUAUCUUUCCCUAUUAGUUCUGAACUCCAAAGCGUUGGUCAAUAUUGCAUCUCUGAACCCACUCCAAAUUUACCAUUUCUUCAACCUAAUAGCUCAAAAAUAAGCCUCAACAACAACAACAUUGAUUCCUUCUCUUCCCGCGCCAAAUUAUCUUGUGAUGAGGAACAACUAGCUUUAAGUUCACUCUCCACUACUUCAACUUCUUCUUUUUCUUCUUCUUCUUCCUUUGCAUUCUCUUCCACAAAAACAACCCUAUGUAAAAAAUGGAUGGAUAUUCAAGGAUUUAAAAACUGGGAAGGAUUGUUAGAUCCCCUUGAUGAGAAUUUACGUGGCGAAAUCGUUCGGUACGGACACUUCGUUGAUGCAGCCUACAAAUCUUGUGAUUUUGAGCCCUCUUCACCUUCUUACGCUCAGUGCAGAUACUCCAAAAGAAAGCUCUUAGCCCUAUCCGGAUUGCCGGAAACCGGAUACCGGGUGACGAAAAACCUGAUCGCCACUUCCGGCAUCCAGCUACCCAAGUGGACCGAAAGGGCACCAAAUGGGAUGGCAAUGCGGUCGAGUUGGAUCGGUUAUGUGGCGGUUUGCCAGGACAAAAGGGUCAUCUCAAAACUCGGUCGGCGAGACGUCGUGAUCGCGCUUCGGGGGACGGCCACUUGCUUGGAGUGGCUGGAAAAUUUAAGGGCAACCCUCACUCCGAUGCUAUCCGGCCAAAAUAAUAAUAACGAUAUUCAUCAUGAUGAUGAUUCCUCAUUACCAAUGGUGGAUAAUGGGUUUUUGAGUUUAUACACUUCAAAAAUCGGAGGUUUUCAAAGUUUACAAGAUUCAUUGAGGCAAGAAAUCAAGCGGAUCAUGAGCAUAUAUGUUGACGAACCCUUGAGUUUCACGGUGACCGGACAUUCAUUAGGGGCGGCGCUGGCGACUCUCGCCGCCUAUGAUAUCAAAGAAACCUUUAAAUGUAAACAUCUCGUGACCGUCGUCUCCUUCGGUGGUCCGAGAGUUGGAAACCAUAGCUUCCGGUGCCGGCUUGAGGAGCAAGGUACUAAAGUUUUGCGCAUAGUAAAUUCGGAUGACUUGAUAACCAAAGUGCCGGGCUUCGUUCCCGACGAUGAACCGCCGGCUGCCGGAGAACCAUCAUCCAGUAUGGGAAAUAAUAAUAAUAAUAAUCAUCUUCUAACGAGUUGGAUAGAGAAAGUAAUGGAGGAUAAUCAGUGGGUAUAUGCUAACGUGGGACGGGAACUCCGGCUGAGCAGCCGGAAUUCGCCGGAAUUAAACGGCGGGGAUUUCGCGACGUCCCAUGAGCUCAAGACGUAUCUGCAUUUGGUUAAUGGAUUUGUUAGUUCACAUUAAUUCUAUAAAAAUUUCGGUUUUUUGGAGAUAGAAGAAUGGUAUAAAAAGAGAAGGAAAGAGGUGCAUGUGUUUGUACGCAAGUGCAUGUGCAUGCCAAAAAUGUACUAUUUAUAAUUGGA